Enhydra lutris kenyoni (northern sea otter) is the source of this 5438-nucleotide messenger RNA. Its product is annotated as potassium voltage-gated channel subfamily Q member 3. The transcript has 15 exons. Lineage: Eukaryota; Metazoa; Chordata; Mammalia; Carnivora; Mustelidae. The record is from RefSeq and is a predicted model, not a curated record. Gene Ontology annotation, cellular component: membrane. The coding region runs from base 119 to 2743 and encodes 874 amino acids. Gene Ontology annotation, molecular function: voltage-gated potassium channel activity. Gene Ontology annotation, biological process: potassium ion transport; transmembrane transport.
AUGGCAUUGGAGUUCCUGGGCUUGCAGCCGCCGCCGCCGCCUCAUCCACGCACCCCGAGCGCCCCUUCUUCCCGGAGCAGCAGCGGAGAAGGCGAAGCGGCCGGCGGGGGCGAGACAGAUGGGGCUCAAGGCGCGCAGGGCGGCGGGGGCGGCGGGGGCGGCUGCCGGCGGCGGCGACGGGGGCGGCGGCGGCGGGGCCGCUAACCCCGCCGGAGGGGACGCGGCGGCGGCCGGCGAUGAGGAGCGGAAAGUGGGGCUGGCGCCCGGAGACGUGGAGCAAGUCACCUUGGCGCUCGGGGCCGGAGCUGACAAAGACGGGACCCUGCUGCUGGAGGGCGGCGGCCGCGAAGAGGGUCUGCGGAGGACCCCGCAGGGCAUCGGGCUCCUGGCCAAGACCCCCCUGAGCCGCCCUGUCAAGAGGAACAACGCCAAGUACCGGCGCAUCCAAACUUUGAUCUACGACGCCCUCGAGAGACCGCGGGGCUGGGCGCUGCUCUACCACGCGCUCGUGUUCCUCAUUGUCCUGGGAUGCUUGAUUCUGGCCGUGCUGACCACAUUCAGGGAGUACGAGACCGUUUCGGGAGACUGGCUGCUGUUACUGGAAACAUUUGCUAUUUUCAUCUUUGGAGCCGAGUUUGCUUUGAGGAUCUGGGCUGCCGGGUGUUGCUGCCGCUACAAAGGCUGGCGGGGGAGGCUGAAGUUUGCCAGGAAGCCCCUGUGUAUGCUCGACAUCUUCGUGCUGAUCGCCUCUGUGCCGGUGGUUGCUGUGGGAAACCAGGGCAAUGUGCUGGCCACGUCCCUGCGCAGCCUGCGUUUCCUGCAGAUCCUGCGUAUGCUGCGGAUGGACCGCCGGGGUGGCACAUGGAAACUCCUGGGCUCGGCCAUCUGCGCCCACAGCAAAGAGCUCAUCACCGCCUGGUACAUUGGGUUCCUGACGCUCAUCCUUUCUUCAUUUCUUGUCUACCUGGUUGAGAAAGAUGUGCCAGAGGUUGAUGCCCAAGGAGAAGAGAUGAAGGAGGAAUUUGAGACCUAUGCAGAUGCCCUUUGGUGGGGCCUGAUCACACUGGCCACCAUUGGCUACGGAGACAAGACACCCAAAACAUGGGAAGGCCGCCUGAUUGCGGCCACCUUCUCCUUAAUCGGUGUCUCCUUUUUCGCCCUUCCAGCAGGCAUCCUGGGGUCAGGACUGGCACUCAAGGUACAGGAGCAGCACCGGCAGAAGCACUUUGAGAAAAGAAGGAAGCCGGCCGCUGAACUCAUCCAGGCUGCCUGGAGGUAUUAUGCUACCAACCCCAACAGGAUUGAUCUUGUGGCUACAUGGAGGUUCUAUGAAUCAGUCGUCUCUUUUCCGUUCUUCAGGAAAGACCAGCUGGAAGCAGCAGCCAGCCAAAAGCUGGGUCUCUUGGAUCGGGUUCGCCUUUCUAAUCCUCGUGGUAGCAAUACUAAAGGAAAGCUAUUUACCCCUCUGAAUGUAGAUGCCAUAGAAGAAAGUCCUUCUAAAGAACCAAAGCCUGUGGGCUUAAACAAUAAAGAACGUUUCCGCACCGCCUUCCGCAUGAAAGCCUACGCUUUCUGGCAGAGCUCCGAAGAUGCUGGGACAGGUGAUCCCAUGGCGGAAGACAGGGCCUACGGGAAUGACUUCCUCAUUGAAGAGAUGAUCCCCACCCUGAAGGCCGCCAUCCGAGCCGUCAGAAUCCUACAAUUCCGUCUCUAUAAAAAAAAAUUUAAGGAGACUUUGAGGCCUUACGAUGUGAAGGAUGUGAUUGAGCAGUAUUCUGCAGGACAUCUCGACAUGCUUUCCAGGAUAAAGUACCUUCAGACCAGAAUAGACAUGAUUUUCACCCCUGGACCUCCAUCUACCCCAAAACAUAAGAAGUCUCAGAAAGGGGCAGCGUUCACCUACCCAUCUCAGCAGUCUCCCAGGAAUGAACCAUAUGUAGCCAGAGCAUCCACAUCGGAAACUGAAGACCAAAGCAUGAUGGGGAAGUUCGUGAAAGUCGAAAGACAGGUUCAUGACAUGGGGAAGAAACUGGACUUCCUGGUAGAUAUGCACCUGCAGCACAUGGAAAGGCUGCAGGUGCACGUCACGGAAUACUACCCGACCAAGGGGACCUCCUCACCUGCAGAGGUGGAGAAGCUAGAGGACAACAGAGAUUCAGAUCUAAAAACCAUCAUCUGCAACUAUUCUGAGAAGGGCCCCUCCGAGGCCCCCUACAGCUUCCACCAGCUGCCCCUGGACAAAGUCGGUCCCUAUGGGUUUUUUGCCCAUGACUCUGUGAACCUGCCCCGAGGAGGACCCAGUUCUGGAAAGGUUCAAGCAACACUUUCCUCCUCAGCAGCAACGUAUGUGGAAAGGCCCACCGUCCUGCCUAUCUUGACUCUUCUUGACUCCCGAGUGAGCUACCACUCCCAGGCUGAACUGCACGGCCCCUACUUGGACCGGGUCUCCCCCCGACAGAGACAGAGCAUCACGCGGGACAGUGACACGCCCCUGUCCCUGAUGUCGGUCAACCAUGAGGAGCUGGAGCGGUCUCCAAGUGGCUUCAGCAUCUCCCAGGACAGAGAUGAUUACAUGUUUGGCCCGAGUGGGGGAUCGAGCUGGAUGAGGGAGAAACGUUACCUCGCCGAGGGUGAGACAGACACGGACACGGACCCCUUCACCCCCAGUGGCUCCAUGCCUCUGUCAUCCACAGGGGAUGGGAUUUCUGAUUCAAUAUGGACCCCUCCCAACAAGCCCAUUUAGAAGGGGUUGUGGGCUGAGUUCUCCUUGUAAUGUAGACAGACUUUGUAUAGCUCACUUGCUCUCACACACAACACUUGACGGUGAGAUCACCAGUAGCUGCAUCAAACACAUGCAUGUGCGUGGCGGCCCCCCACCAGGGCAGGGGCUUUUCACGGCCUUCCUCCUCCCCAGGUCACCACAGUGAAGCUGCUUCCUUUUAAGCAUGGUUUGCAUGACUUUACAAUAUAUAAAUGGUACCGCUAAUCUCUUCUAGGAUAUACAUUUUUCUGCUGUUGUUAAUUUAAAUCAUUAUUGGACCAGGAUGGGGAGAAAUUAUUGACGAGCUGUGCUAUCUGUCCGUUUGGUUGGCUGCUUUGGGUUUUGGUUUGGUAAGCAGGGAAUGUAGUUUAAGUUCUUUCUCGAACCACUGCCCCUUUGUGUAAAACAGACCAGUAAUUAACUGUUUUCUAGAGUAAGCAAAUAGUUUGCGAACAAAAAUGCAUUGCAAAUCAAAGAGGUGGCCGACUGAGCUAAAACACUAAGAAAGGAACAAGACGGUCAUUGCAUAUCCAAAACCACGAUUUUUUAAAACUAUUUUUUUGGGAAAAACUAACAAAACCAUCUAAACGCUCUCAAAGGGACCUCAUUUGCCCUGCCAUUGUCUGUGUCCUGCCUGUUCCCUCAUCCCUGGUAAUCCCACGUGUAGCAUUUCGAGGGAGUUAUGAAUUGGCGGGGAGAAAACACACACACAAGUUCAAAUAGUUUCCAAUUUAUGUAGCCAAAGAUAAUGAAAUUUAUCAGAAGUAGGGUGCCCCUCUGGACAGGAGCUAAGAUCAGUGCCUUUAAAAUGAGGUUUCAACUCACAUUCCUCCCCAUGGUACUUGUACAAAAUAUCCAUCUCAAAUGAAAAUUAGAAACCAGAAAUUAUCUGGUCCAAGUUUUCCUUUGUAAAAAUGAGAAACCUUUGGCUCAGGUAGAGACAAGCCUGGGGUCACCUCAUUGUCCCCUGGAAAUCUGGGACUCAAAGCUGACUCACUCAAUGCCCUGGUCUCCUGCUACCAUACAACUCGGCCCCUUAUACAGUGGGACCCAGAAAUUGUGCCAAGAUACCUGGACUCUGUCAUGUGGCAAGCACCCACAACACCAUUUUUUCAGCAUGAGGGGGCUGUUUGCUCUUACUGCAAAAAUUGCUUGCUUGAUGCCUUGCAUUUUGGUUCUAGGAGAAUAAAACAAACACUUCAAGCAAGCAAAUUUCAACACUUAUUAAUACACAAAUGGGCAAAAUUUUCAGAACCAUCCAGUUUUACUCCUCCAGAUUUUUUAAAUGACAAGGAGCCAUAAGAUUAGCCCAAGUGUAAGCAGACCCCCUGGAGAGCACUGCCCAAGUGAAUAAGUAUUAAUAUUAAGCACAAGCCAUCCUCUGGCCUCUUAUGAGGUGUCACUACUUUCUGAAACACUUAGGUGGGAAAGGUUUCUGUUAGGUUUGGGCUGGAUUAGCUAAAUUAUGACGCGACAGUAUCACUGUCUCGCUCUUAUCCCACAUCUAAGCACUGGUUAUGGAUGGUUGCCAUGGUUACCAUCAAGAUGAUCAAAAGGGCCUAACCAUCUACACGCAAAUGAUACUGUUUUCCUCAGUCUUGUCAAGAGCUAUGGUAGCUGUGGCAGACAUCUGGUUGCUGCUUUCAUCAUGACCUGAUGCAGGAAACUUGUACUUUGUUGGAGAGAACUAGUUUCUCAGAUCUUGGUUUCUUUCAACCCACAAAUCAACAGUACUGUGCAAAAGGCUCAGAGUACCAUAAUAAUGAAGGUGUGGCCCCUGACUUUAGAAAUCAUCAUCAAAAGCCUGCCAUUUUUACACGGAGAUGGCAUUUUACAUGGAGAAUCUCACAAAUAGAGAGGUGUCGGCAUUGAAGUCUAAGGUGGGAAAUACACAAGAAUGAUCACGCAAUUCAGACCUGAACCCUCCUCCUGUCCUAUGGUUUCGCAUUUGACCUUCUAGCAACCUGAAGGACAAAGGGAAUGGAUUAUAUGCAUGAAAGUGCCAUUGGAGUUAAUGACCUAAGAAACCCUGUGCCCCCUCCUUAGGAUUUGGUUCUUGCUUCUGACCCUCUUAGAAUCUUUUACUACAAGUGAUUGAGCUACCUAUCAUCUAACAUGUUACUGUGUUUUUCUUUAUGUACGUGAAUUAUUUGAGACAAAAAAAAGUGGAGAAUGACUCAAACUCUCCACAUGUGCACAAAUUAUGUUUACCUACUUUAUUAAUAUUCUUACAGAACUGACGGGCCUCGGUGUCCUACCAACAGAUGCAUUUGCCAGGAAUUCAGUAGAGUUCUCAGGUGGACAAGUGAGAUUUUUCAUCCUCAAGCUAAAAAUAGUUAUCAUGGAUCCAAAGUUAGAGGACUGCCUUAGAUUCUUUGAAAAACCUACAAAGGAUAAGAGUUUGUAUUAUUUCUUAAACCAUAGGAGGGCAGUCUAACCUCCUCUGCCGGAUCAUAAGGCCAGGAUGGCAGGGAUUGAUUGGGUUUAUGUCUGUUACCAUCACGUCUCCAACAUGUGAUAAGCUGUCAUUAUCAGCAUAGACAAAGACAAAAUACAUGAUCAUGAAUAACUAAAUGAUAAGGCUUUUUAAGAGCCGUUCUUUCCCAUCUAAGAAGAAAGAGAAAACUGAACUUCUUGAAUAUUCUGUUUUGGUAUCCCUUUACAAGAAAAAAAAAAA